AUACUGUGUUUACUCAGUGUUCGGGCUGGGACAGUAGGCUGUAUAUAAGCUGGGACCGGGGACCUGGGACCGGGGACCGGGGACAGGCAGCUGUUUACCCGGCUGCGUCCUCUCUGGGACAGUGAGUCGUUUCGGGGUCAUUAACAUUAGUCCGGCCUGCUGGUUCUAACAUCUGCUGACACAUCUGAGCUGAGAUGAGCUGAAGACAGGAGGAAGGAGCGCUUCAACUGCAGACUGUCAGGUGAUGAGACCCGAGAGGCUUUAGCUGAAAGUCAGAGGCAUCAUGGAUGACGACUGCAGCCCUCUGCUGACCUCCGAGCAGACUGGAGAGAGCUACUCACACAGAGGCUCCACAGACUCGCUGGACUUCAGGGCUAAAAGGCCGUUCUACGUAGAACCCCGGAACAUCGUAGAUGAUGACCCGCAGGAGAGGGUCUCUGCUGAGGCUGCCAUCCUCAACAGCAGAGUCCAUUACUACAGCAGACUGACGGGCUCUUCUGACAGACUGCUAAGUCCUCCCAACCAUGUGAUCCCCGGACCAGAGGAUAUCUACAUCUACAGCCCGCUGGGGACAGCUUUCAAGGUGACCGGCAGCGACCACUCCUCAAAAAACCCCAGUAUCAUCACCAUAUUUGCGGUAUGGAACACAAUGAUGGGCACCUCUAUACUCAGCAUACCUUGGGGUAUAAAGCAGGCCGGUUUCACUCUGGGGAUCCUCAUCCUCAUCUUCACAGGCCUGCUCAUGCUCUACUGUUGUUACAUAGUCCUCAAAUCACCAAAGGCAAUACCCUACGUGGACACAUCCGACUGGGAAUUCCCUGAUGUUUGUAGGCACUACUUUGGCAAGUUUGGCCAGUGGUCCAGCUUGGUCUUCUCGAUGGUGUCACUCGUUGGGGCCAUGGUGGUUUACUGGGUCCUCAUGUCCAACUUCCUCUUCAACACUGGACAGUUUAUCUACAACUAUGCUCACAAUGUCAACAUGUCAGAUUCAGAGUUUGGAACCAACGGCUCAGAUAAAGUCAUCUGUCCAUACCCAAACACUGACCCUGAAGGAAACCACACUGGCAAACUUUUCCUUGGUAACAGUGGAAAUGGGACUUCUGACAUCGGCUCUUUUGAACACUGGUGGAGCAAAACCAACACCAUCCCCCUCUACCUCAUCAUCCUGCUGCUGCCGCUGCUCAGCUUCCGCUCAGCCUCCUUCUUCGCAAGGUUCACCUUCUUGGGCACCAUAUCAGUGGUCUACCUGAUUGCGCUGGUCACUUUUAAAGCUGUCCGCCUCGGCUUCCACCUGGAGUUCCACUGGUUUGACAAAACCCAGUUCUAUGUUCAAGAGUUCAGAGUGUUCUUCCCUCAGCUGACCGGUGUCCUCACGCUGGCCUUCUUCAUGCACAACUGCAUCAUCACAUUAAUGAAGAGCAACCGACACCAAGAGAACAAUGUGCGGGACCUGUCUGUGGCCUAUCUUCUGGUAGGGAUGACCUAUCUGUAUGUGGGAGUGUUGAUCUUUGCUGCCUUUCCCUCACCUCCUCUCACCAAAGACUGCAUUGAACCAAACUUCUUAGAUAACUUCCCCAGCAGUGAUGUGAUGGUGUUUGUGGCUCGGACCUUCCUGUUGUUCCAGAUGAUCACAGUCUACCCCCUGUUGGGGUACUUGGUGCGGGUCCAGAUGAUGGGCCAGAUAUUUGGCAAUCAUUACCCCGGUUUCUUCCACGUUCUGGUGCUGAACAUCUUCAUUGUCGGAGCUGGUGUCCUGAUGGCCAAGUUUUAUCCCAACAUUGGAUCCAUCAUCAGGUUUUCUGGAGCAACAUGUGGCUUGGCUUUAGUGUUUGUCUUUCCUGCCUUAGUCCACAUGAUCUCCCUGAGAAGGCAGGGAAAGCUUCGCUGGCCAUCAGCCGUCUUCCACAGUUUCCUGAUAGUGCUGGGCGUGGCCAACCUCCUGGCUCAGUUCUUCUUAUAACAGGAAUCCAAUGUCUUGGUUUGAUAACAAUAGCUUUGUAUUUCCUUAAUGGAAUCCAGCCGGUGCGAUUUCUAUGAUAAAAUCAAAUUUAUAGAUAAUUUCCUACGUGAUACUGUUGAUUAUUCCUACCUUGACAAGUUGUGAAGACACAAUGUGAACUGUGUUGAAGCUCUGUGUCUUGGAUAACAUCAGUAGCAAGCUAGCAGGAACAUUUGGAAUAUGGAGUCAGUAAUAAGAGCUAUGAAACAAACAACCAACCAAUCGUCUUAAGCUAUUGAAAUAAAAUUUCUGUAGAUUCAAACAGCAUCUCACUUAAACAUUAACUCUACAAUUCUGUGUGAAUUUUGAAGCAUGAAUGUAAUCUGUAAUUCUUUUUUAUAAUAACAGUAAAUCAAAUGACGUGUAAUGUGAGGCGUCGCAGCUCGUGAAUCUACAGAGAAUUAUCGGCUCCCCUCGACUUUAUAUAGUUUUUUUUCUCUGUCCAGCUGCAACUUUACUGUUAUUUACUAAUCAAACUCACUGCUGUUCAGAGAAAAAAUCCAAACAGCAGACACAGUUAGAGGCUAGUUAGUGAACUUAGUGGCUGAAGAGCCAAAUAUUUAUUUUAUAGGAGGUGGUUGAGACCAAGAACAGAGCUAAAAGAGAGUGAAUAUUAGACUUGCACUGAUCAGCUGGACAAAAAUACCCCCCUAAAUUAAUGAUGAUAAUGCUCCAUAACUGUUUGCUAACAAGCUCACUAUAUCAACUUUGGUCUACUUUGGGAAAAGACAUGAAAAGUCAUGUGUUACAGGUUUACAUGUGAGGCUUUACAGCUGGAUUUAAUGAUCAUAUAGAGUUGUGUCUUGCUGACACCACAUAAUCAUAUUACUAACUUUGUGGUUUUGUAAACUGUUAUGUUUUGAUGACAGCCAUGUUUGCGUAUUUUUUGAAGAAACCUUUGGCACAAUCUUCUAAGCGUCAUGAGUAGUGUUGAUUUACAUGUUGGACAUGUUUAAAUGAUGCCUAUUUUCUAGAUAUUGUGCCUAAUGUUUUGUAUUUUAUUAAUGAUAGGAUAGACAAAGGGAAUAUGUGUGUGAAAAUAAAACAUCAGUCUGUAAGAAUGUUUUGCUUUUAAUCAAACUGUAUCAGUGAUCUAAAAUAAUUCUGGCUUAUUACACUUUGGUCUCAUUUGA
This is a messenger RNA of Micropterus dolomieu (smallmouth bass), 3132 nucleotides long. It is a transcript of the gene slc38a9, whose product is annotated as solute carrier family 38 member 9. Bases 284 to 1960 code for a protein of 558 amino acids. The record is from RefSeq and is a predicted model, not a curated record. The transcript has 15 exons. Lineage: Eukaryota; Metazoa; Chordata; Actinopteri; Centrarchiformes; Centrarchidae. Gene Ontology annotation, molecular function: amino acid transmembrane transporter activity. Gene Ontology annotation, biological process: amino acid transmembrane transport.